Sclerotinia sclerotiorum 1980 UF-70 is the source of this 1626-nucleotide messenger RNA. RefSeq lists its product as hypothetical. Gene Ontology annotation, biological process: transmembrane transport. Gene Ontology annotation, cellular component: membrane. Gene Ontology annotation, molecular function: transmembrane transporter activity. The coding region runs from base 1 to 1626 and encodes 541 amino acids. Lineage: Eukaryota; Fungi; Ascomycota; Leotiomycetes; Helotiales; Sclerotiniaceae. The record is from RefSeq and is a predicted model, not a curated record. The transcript has 5 exons.
AUGGCGCGAAGUAUAUCACAGAAGAAUGACGAUGAGCUACAGAGGAUCUCCAUCGAAAAUGUUGUGCUUGAAAAGGGUAUACUGGAGGAGACGGUAAUUGAACCAGCAGUUGUGAAGGUCGAGACGCGAUUUUCGGAAAAGGAGGUGACAAUACGACAAGUAGCCCCUAUGGUUAUCGUUUUAACUGGUGCGACAUUUCUUGUUACAAUCGCUGCCCAGGCAGUCAUCAUCAUCUUACCUGAAAUCUCUCGGGAUCUUGACAUUCCUCAAGAUCGGCAGCAAUGGGUGCUAUCUUCUUAUGCAUUGACGUCUGGCUCAUUCCUACUUCUUUGGGGAAAACUGGGAGAUGUUUAUGGGAGGAAGUUAUUGUUUAUUCUGGGUGCAGCUUUUACAGCCGCUACUUGUAUUGCGACGGCUUUUUCUCCUGUUGAGGUUUGUUUAUACAUAAUGCGGGCUUUGCACGGACUCGCCUCUGCUGUCACUAUCCCUACAGCUAUUGGUAUAAUAGGACAUACCAUUCCACCUGGACGAGUGAAAAACUACAGCUUCGCAUUCUACUCUGGAGGCGCCCCGAUGGGUCAAGUUCUUGGAAAUCUCAUGGGCGGAAUCAUCUCUCAAUGGGCGAGUUGGAAAGUCGUAUUCUUCGUGAUAGCUGGUGCUUCUAUUACUAUUGCCGUAAGCGCGAUAUUUGUGGUCCCAAAGGAAGCAGCUAGAGGCAACGAGGAAGAUACAGUGCGUGCCUCAGGUGUCGAUUGGAUUGGUGCUUUUCUAUUUACUGCGGGUCUACUUUUAUUACUCGUAGGCUUGUCAGAAGGAGGGUCGUCUGGGUGGCAGGCGGCCUCGGUCAUUGCCAUCAUAGUUAUAUCUGGGUGUUUACUGAUAGGAUUUGUUCUGUGGGAACACUAUCGCGAGACAAAGACAGCUAAAGAACCAUUGAUGAGAGUGUCGACGUUUCACCAUAAGCAGUUCUCCAUUGCCAUGGUCAUUAUAACUUUAUUCUCGGCUGGCUUUACCAAUUUCUGCCUCUAUACUACUUACUACUACCAAGAUUUUCGACUUCUCGAUCCCUUACAGACCGCUCUUCGGUAUAUUCCAUUAGGUGUGGUUGGUAUUCUUACAACUUUUGGAUCUGGGUACUUACUCGCUCGAAUCAAUGGUAAUUACAUUCUCAGUUUUGGGCUCGGCUCAGCGAUGAUUGCAAAUCUUCUGUUUGCCGUUCCAAUACCUCCUAGUACAUCAUACUUCGCUUUUGGUUUACCAGCAAUGGCACUUGCGGCAUUCGGUGCUGAUACAGUCUACCCAUGUCUCGGUCUCUUUACAACUCAGUCACUUCCUCGAAAGGAUCAAUCGGUAGCAGGAGCCAUGUUUCAAACUAUGGCGGCCAUCGGACGAGCCAUGCCCCUGCCUAUCACGUCGGCAAUCCAGGAGUCUGUUCAAUCAAAAGAGUUAAAGGAAGGAAAGGUUCAGAUGCAAGCAUUUUUGGCAGGACUAAGGUCUGUGGAAUGGUUCUGCGUGGGCUGUACGGCAGCAUCUUUAGCUAUGACUGUCAUUGGACUCAGAAAUAUCGGAAAGAUUGGAAUGUUAAAGAAGCUAGGUGUUGCCAAGGAGACGAAGGAAGAAGUUUAG